UCCAAUGAGCGAGGUGGAUUUCCUACAUUUCCGUCGCGAUAUAUCGUUCAGAUUUUUCUUUGUUCAUGGAAAAGUGUUCUUAUUAAGUAUUGCGUAUUGUUCUCUAGAACGUUUUGCUUUUCGGCCUGUUGUGAGCAUAGUUGCCUGAAGAAUGAAAAUGUGCACUGUUGCCAGACUUUGACAUAUUCUGAAAAUUUGAUGACUUCUACUAAUGUGAUUGCUAUAAUAGUAUGUUUCCUUCAAAGGAAUACUGAAAGCCGGUUGACCCAUAUAUUUGUCGCGGAUGAAUCGUCUAAUAUGCCUAUCCUUUGGAUUGUUCAUCUUCGCGACAUGGCAGAAUACUAUUGCCAUUCCUCAUUCACUAAAAAGUUCAAGAUUGUACAGAAGAAGCAGCCUUCAUGCGAAAGACCUCUUAUUGGGCGAACCUGUCCACAUUCCGGAUAAUGAAUUGGAUCCCAAACAGCCACCUCUGGUUCCAAACGAGUCUAAGGUGGACGACGUCGUCCUCGAACCUGGUGGUAUCGACUUCGGAAUCACCAGUGAAAUCCCAUCUCACGAGGGCAGCAAUGACACUUCCAGCAAUCACACUGAGCAUGAUGACCAACAUGCCCUUCAUGUGGCUUCAUGGCAAUGGGACUAUGUCCGUACCCCUUUCAUUUACACGGCCGUGGUCAUAGUGGCUGGCUUCUGCAAAAUCGGUUUUCAUCACGCUGAAUUUUUAUCAUCGAUAUUUCCAGAGUCAUGUAUGCUGAUUGUACUUGGAACCAUCGUUGGAACCAUUGUUCAUUUCACUCAUUCUAGAGAGCUACUACCACAGUUUACACCGAAGGCGUUUUUUCUCUUCAUGCUACCACCGAUCGUGCUGGAAUCAGCGUAUUCCCUUCAUGACAGAGCAUUUUUCAGCAACUUGGGUACCAUCAUCCUGUAUGCUGUACUCGGUACUAUUAUAAACUGCUUCGUUAUUGGCUUGGCGUUGUUCGGACUGACACACGUCGGAGCUGUGGGACAGCUACAUCUUGUGGAAUGCCUUGUUUUCAGUGCUCUUAUAUCAGCUGUAGAUCCAGUAGCUGUGCUGGCUAUUUUUCAAGAAGUGGGUGUUAAUAAGAAUUUGUACUUCUUAGUUUUUGGAGAAUCAUUGCUAAACGAUGCAGUCACUAUUGUUCUGUAUAUGAUGAUGGUUGGAUUUUCGAAAGCGGAGUAUAUAACAGCAGAGCAAGUCGCCCUGGGUAUCGCCGCUUUCCUUUGCGUCAGUUUGGGCGGUCUGGCCAUCGGUAUCUUGAUGGGUAUCGUAACCGCCCUGAUCACCAAACAUACCGAAGAUGUAAGAGUGGUAGAGCCUCUUGCCAUGUUAGGAGUUGCCUACCUAUCCUAUCUGCUGGCGGAAAUGGUUCAUUUCUCAGGAAUUAUCAGCAUUAUCGGUUGUGGCAUCGUCCAAGCACAUUAUGCUUCCAAAAAUAUCUCUGACAAAUCCAACACCACUGUCAAGUACUUCACGAAGAUGGUGAGGUAAGGAUUUUUAUU
This is a messenger RNA of Stegodyphus dumicola, 1521 nucleotides long. RefSeq names its product Na(+)/H(+) exchanger protein 7-like. The record is from RefSeq and is a predicted model, not a curated record. Lineage: Eukaryota; Metazoa; Arthropoda; Arachnida; Araneae; Eresidae. Gene Ontology annotation, cellular component: plasma membrane. Gene Ontology annotation, biological process: proton transmembrane transport; potassium ion transmembrane transport; regulation of intracellular pH. Gene Ontology annotation, molecular function: sodium:proton antiporter activity; potassium:proton antiporter activity.